Trichechus manatus latirostris (Florida manatee) is the source of this 2839-nucleotide messenger RNA. It is a transcript of the gene DCP1B, whose product is annotated as decapping mRNA 1B. Gene Ontology annotation, molecular function: mRNA binding; enzyme activator activity. Gene Ontology annotation, biological process: deadenylation-independent decapping of nuclear-transcribed mRNA; positive regulation of catalytic activity; deadenylation-dependent decapping of nuclear-transcribed mRNA. NCBI's taxonomy places the organism in Eukaryota, Metazoa, Chordata, Mammalia, Sirenia, Trichechidae. The transcript is spliced from 8 exons. The record is from RefSeq and is a predicted model, not a curated record. Gene Ontology annotation, cellular component: P-body. The coding region runs from base 71 to 1621 and encodes 516 amino acids.
AUCGUGGACGUGGCCAGCCAGGUGGCUCUGUACACUUUCGGCCAUCGGGCCAACGAGUGGGAGAAGACUGAUGUGGAAGGAACCCUAUUUGUUUAUACAAGUGUCCAUUUAUGGAAUUUGGUUUUAUGAUAAGGAAGAAUGCCAAAGAAUUGCAGAGCUUAUGAAAAACCUAACUCAAUAUGAACAGUUGAAAGCCCAUCAAGGAGCAGGAGCAGGAGUCUCCCCAAUGAUCCUCAAUUCAGGAGAGGGCAAGGAAGUAGAUAUCUUACGAAUGCUCACCAAGGCCAAAGAUGAAUACACAAAGUGUAAAACCUGUUCUGAGCCAAAACAGAUAACCAGUUCAUCUGCCAUCUAUGACAACCCCUAUCUCAUCAAGCCAAUUCCAGUGAAACCCAGUGAAAACCAGCAACAGCGCAUACCUCAGCCUAGACAGACCUUGGACCCUGAACCCCAACACUUAUCCCUGAUGGCUCUCUUUGGGAAACAGGACAAAGCAACAUGUCGGGAAAUUGUGGAGCCUCCACAGACCUUCCACCAGCAGCAGCAGCAAGAGAAACUUCCAGUUCGGCAGGGGGUUGUACGGUCCCUGUCCUAUGAGGAACCCAAAAGACACUCACCCCCUUUGGAGAAGCAGCUCUGUCCGGCCAUUCAGAAACUCAUGGCCAGGAGCGCAGACCUCCAGCCAUUGUCAGAGCUGCCCGAAAACCGGCCCUGUGAAAAUGGCAGUCCCCGUUCUGCCAGGGAAAUUUUUCCCAGACUUGUCCAGCCAGCAUGUUCCCAUAACAUUGGGAUGUCUCAUUGUGUACAAAGUGCUUCCAGAGCUCAGAGCCUGUUAGAGAAGCUUCAGAGUGCCCCAGGGGCAGAAAUGAAGUAUGAUACCAGUACACCAGGACCUUCCAGCUCAGCUGCCCCAAACUUCAGCAGAACUCUCACUGCUGCCACCCCUGUAGCUCCAGGAAAGGCUUUGGCUCAGCCACAACUGGUAUAUUUCAAUGGCUCCCUUCCACCUGAGACACUAGGACAUCAGGCUCCUGGGAAAGAACAGUCCGCAUUCCCAAGAACAACACUUCCUCUGUCCUGCAAUCAAACUAGCAGUUGUGGAGUGGUCUCCCCUCAGGAGUUACUGAGAAAGCUCCAGAUCGUGCAGCAGGAGCAACAGCUGCAUGCCUCCAACCGCCCAGCCUUGGCAGCUAAGUUUCCUGCGGUAACUCAGAGCUCUAGGACGGCAAAACCCUUGGAAUCCUGGAUCGACAAGACAUCCAGCACAGAAAGGCAGGCUCCUCUUUUUCAGGUUAUCUCACCUCAGCGCAUCCCUGCUACAGUGACUCCUUCUCUGCUCAUGUCCCCCAUGGUGUUCACGCAGUCCACCUCGGCCCCAUCAAAGGAGAGGGACAGUGGGCUCUUGCCCUUGGGAAGCCAAGAACCGACUGCUGCCUCCACCAGCCUCUUCCUGCCUCUGAAGAACCCAGAGCCUCCCGCGAUCACCAGCAGCCCUCUUACCAAGCUGCAACUUCAGGAAGCACUACUGUACCUCAUCCAGAAUGACGACAACUUCUUAAAUAUAAUCUAUGAAGCUUAUCUCUUCAGUGUGACACAAGCAGCCGUGAAAAAGACUAUGUGAAAGCAAAACAUUUUUAACUGAUUUUCAAGGUCCUUCAGGAGCUCAGCAUAAGGCUCUUCAGCGUCCAGUGGUGUUACUUAAAUGUUUCUGCCUUUUUGAAAAAAAAUUAUGUAUAAUAUGAAAUAAAAUGUUUUAGACUUUUUUUGCCUAGUCAAGCUUUGUUGUUUUUUUUUUUUUUGUUUUUUUUUUUUAAUUGUAUCCUUCAGUAUACCUGGUACUAAGAAUUGAGUGAAAAGAAAAAGUCUUUUGCUCGGGUCACAUAGUAAAUGCCAAGCUUAAAUUAUUUUUUUUCUUAUACAUAAUGAGGCCAUUUCUAGAAGAAUUAGCUUCUCCGUAAGAAGGGCUGUUCUUGGAGUUUAAUUCCUUUUUACUUUAUUUUUUUAUUAGUAGCUCUGCUUAUGCAUUGAACGUGGCGAGUGUUUCCAUGCCGUUAAGUACCCCGUUGCUGAACCUCGUGUGUCACGGUGUGUACAGGCCACCAGGUGGCAGUGUCAUCCCACAAAUUAACCUACAGAGCCCUUAAUGAGCCUUUGAAAGUAAUGAUGGUUUUCUUUUACCAAAGCGAACUUUUCAUUUGUAAAAAUCGACUUGGCAUGUUUUACCUAGGCCUUUGAAGGGAAAUUAUUUCUAAAGGUAUUUAUAGCUAGUUCCUAGCGGAUGGUUGUCGUAGGAGUCCACAAAUGGCCCAGAUUUCCAGCAACACUUCAUUUAUCCCAGCUCAAGUUAUUUCUUUUGGACCUGAGCAGCUGGAUAUGCCUGGCUAUGCUUCCAAAUGAACAUUCUAUCAUUUUUAGCAAACUGUUCUGAGAGGGAGGUCACAGAGGAUUGUAAAGCCUUUUCUUUGCCUCUAAGAAUAGGUAGUGGAUGGUUUCAGGGGCAUAAUAAUGAGGCUUCUUCAAGCUAUGUAGCAGAUUGAUUUUUAUGUUCACAGGGAUGAGGAACUUAAUCUUGGAAGGAGUCAGGAGAACCCUUGCCAAGUUGUUAAGGCCCAAAGAGUACGUAUGGGAAUUAGUCCCUGCUGAGUAUUAGUAAUAAAUAAAACUUUGGAUUUCCAUAGCCCUUUUUAUUCUUGGAUCUUGAAAACAUCUUUAGAUUGCUGCAGAGCAGAUGGGUUUUGUUCUCAUUUUAUAGAUCAUAAAAUGGAAGCAUGGAGGAAAAAUCUAUUUUCUUACAGUUUCUGGUGCCUAGACAUGGACUUUAAGCUUUAGGCCUUUAUUC